ACCAAACUCCGUGUGAGAAAAUCACUCAGGCCUUUUUAUUUUCUAUGAGAAUGUAAACAACUUUUUCGGGGAUGAAUUUAUGAAGCGGUCCUCUUCUCGAUGCCAAGUGGUCACCGACUGGAAAUCUCUGCAAAGUCUCAAUGUGUUCGCUUGUAUGUGCUGUUUUGGUUAUAGAUCCUCAAAAACAAAAGAAUACCGAUAAGUAUGAUAUGAUCAAUGUUUUCAAAAUCGGGUAGGAGGCAUCACAGAGACUGAAAAUUUUGGGAUUUUAUUCACAAGGUUAUAAUGUUUUGUGAUUUUGUAAUGGAAGAUUAAGAUUUGGUCAAAGGUCCCGCGGAAGACGGUGGUGACGUCAUGCCUUAUGCAACAAAACGCAAAGCCCCACGUUUUGUUCCGCACCACGCGCACGGAGCACUUUCUGAUUGCACAUUUUGGAAGAGAAAAAGGUUGGAAACGUGUGUGUGCAGUGGUUGGAUUAUGUGGACGAUGAAUGAUGCGGAUUUACCCCACUACAAAAGCAGAGGUGGAAGAUGUGACCCACCAAGUGCCAACUUGGAUUCGAUCAUUGAAAGAAACAAGAAAAAAUCACCGGCCACAUUUCAUUUGAUAAAUCAGAUCCCUUCCCCGGUCUCAGCUUUGACCAUUUGAAUUUCUUUUUUUAUUAUUAAAAGAUAUUUAAUAUGUUGAAAAUGCUUUGGUCAGAGGGCUUGCAAAUUUGAACCCCUUAGACUUUAGUUGUUCUUCAACGUAUAUAUAUGUUGAAAACUGAGGUGGUCUGAUCAAAGGACCAAAGAGAGAAAGAGAGAGAGAGAAGCAUGGAAUCCAACGGGGGAGGAAGAGAAGAGAGGAAUAAGUACAAAGGAAUAAGGCGGAGGAAAUGGGGGAAGUGGGUGUCGGAGAUAAGAGUGCCUGGAACCAGAGACCGGCUCUGGCUCGGCUCCUUCUCCACGGCGGAGGGGGCAGCCAUGGCUCAUGACGUGGCGUACUUCUGCUUGCACAGACCUUCCUCUGAUCUGGAGAGCUGCCUCAACUUCCCUCAGCUACUUUCCCUCCCAUCCUUCGCUUCCCUCACUUCCCCUUCCUCCAUCCAGAGAGCUGCCUCCGACGCCGGCAUGGCCAUCGACGCCUCCUUCUCCCUCACCGCCCCUCAGGGCACUGCCCCUUCCCCUGUCGUCGACGAGCCUCUCACCAUCUCCGUCUACGAUUAUGAUCUCGACGACCAUUCUCCCCUCUGAUCUUUUUCUUUUUACCAAUUCUUGUGUAUCCUCCUUUCUCAUGAUUCUAGAAGACGACAAAACACAAAAACAUCUGUACUACGUUACUUUAUGUUGGUGUAUAUUCGGUUUAUACAUAGAGGAACGAAGAACAUGGAAUCAGGUUGUAGAAGAGAAUACACGAAGCUUUUGAGAAGACAGAGUCAAAAGAAGAAGAAAACUUCGAUUGGCCAUUAAUAACUUAAAAAGGCUAUGGACCAUGACUAGACCAAAGACCACUCUUAUGUUUAUAUGGCCAUGACAUUAUAUGUGUCACUAUCUACGCCAAACGAAAAGUUAUUCAAGUCCUACAGUAAUUGCAUGUGUAUG
This is a messenger RNA of Tarenaya hassleriana, 1583 nucleotides long. RefSeq names its product ethylene-responsive transcription factor ERF020. NCBI's taxonomy places the organism in Eukaryota, Viridiplantae, Streptophyta, Magnoliopsida, Brassicales, Cleomaceae. The coding region runs from base 816 to 1235 and encodes 139 amino acids. Gene Ontology annotation, molecular function: DNA binding; DNA-binding transcription factor activity. The transcript has 2 exons. Gene Ontology annotation, biological process: regulation of DNA-templated transcription. The record is from RefSeq and is a predicted model, not a curated record.